Torulaspora delbrueckii is the source of this 2910-nucleotide messenger RNA. It is a transcript of the gene DNL4, whose product is annotated as DNA ligase (ATP) DNL4. Gene Ontology annotation, cellular component: DNA ligase IV complex. Gene Ontology annotation, biological process: double-strand break repair via nonhomologous end joining; DNA biosynthetic process; DNA recombination. The record is from RefSeq and is a predicted model, not a curated record. Lineage: Eukaryota; Fungi; Ascomycota; Saccharomycetes; Saccharomycetales; Saccharomycetaceae. The coding region runs from base 1 to 2910 and encodes 969 amino acids. The transcript has a single exon. Gene Ontology annotation, molecular function: ATP binding; DNA binding; DNA ligase (ATP) activity.
AUGGAGUCCGCUGAAAUCUUAACGAGCACACAUGAAGUUUCGCAAGAGCUCCAAGAGUCUGAGUCAACUGAGAAGGCGCCACCAAAUUUUGCACCAUCUCCUGACUUUAUUUGGCUAUGUGAAGAACUCUUUGUGAAGUUGGAAGACGUUCAAAGACAAGGUCGCGAGCAUUUGGGAAAUAAACCACUAUCUGUUAGGUACUACGAAGUUAUAUCGCAUUUUAUCAGGUUGUGGCGGAAAACGGUAGGGAACAACAUCUUUCCAGCACUCGUACUAUCACUUCCCUACAGAGACAGACGAAUUUAUAACAUCAAAGACUACACGCUGGUCAAGGCAAUAUGUUCUUACUUGGCGUUACCUAAACAAUCUGCCACCGAGAAAAGGCUGCUCAAAUGGAAAAGAAGAGCUACAAGAGGGGUAAGACUAUCAAAUUUCUGCGUUGAAGAGAUCAGAAAGAGGAAAAGUGAGCCAUCGCCAGGGAGGCGAAUAACAAUUGACAAGCUAAACGAAUGCCUUGAUCAUCUUGUCGAAGAGCGAAAUGCCAAGGGAGGAUUUAAAGGUUUAUCAGAUUCACCAACAUUCAACUUUUGCCUGCAAAACAUGUCUUUUAUUGAGCUCAGGUUUUUCUUUGAUAUUGUAUUAAAAAAUAGAGUAAUCGGUGGACAGGAACACAAGCUUUUGAACUGUUGGCAUCCAGAUGCUCUAGAUUAUUUAAGCGUUGUCUCUGAUUUGGAGACUGUAGCUUCGAGACUGUGGGAUCCAGAACACCGUCUGAGACGUGACGACUUGAGCAUCAAUCUUGGGUAUGCUUUUGUCCCGCAGCUUGCUAAGAAGAUGACUAUUUCUUAUGAAAAAAUCUGUACCAAGUUGAAUAAUGACUUCUUGAUUGAAGAAAAAAUGGAUGGCGAGCGGAUUCAAGUACAUUAUAUGGAUUAUGGAGCCAAAAUCAGAUUCUUAAGUAGGCGUGGGGUCGACUAUACUCAGCUCUAUGGAGAGAAUUUACAAAGUGGGACAGUGGCAAAUUACUUGAAUUUUGAUAGUAACGUGCGGGACUGCGUACUUGAUGGCGAGAUGAUCACUUUUGAUACUGAUAGAAAUGUUGUGCUACCUUUUGGGAUGGUGAAGAGCAGCGCUCGGCAAGCCCUUAGCACUGAAGGAAUUUGUUCUCAAGGUCAUCGUCCUAUGCUAAUGGUCCUUGAUCUGGUUUAUUUAAAUGGCGUCUCCCUCAUCAAACUUCCUUUGUACCAGAGAAAGGAAUUUCUAAAUAGAGUGCUGAAACCAUGUCCCCAUGCGGUAGAAAUCUUGCCAUAUGUUCGGUGUUCUGAACAUACUGCGAUAAGAAAAUCUUUAGAAAAGUCAAUUUCGAUGGGAUCUGAAGGUAUAGUGCUGAAAUCCUACAAGGCGCGGUAUGAAAUUGGAGCAAGAAAUGACUAUUGGAUUAAGGUCAAACCAGAGUACCUGGAACAAUUUGGAGAAAAUUUAGACUUGGUUAUUAUCGGGAGAACUCCAGGGAAAAAGGACUCUCUGAUGUGCGGGCUUGCCGUAUAUGAAGGUGAAGAAGAUCUGAAUGAAAUUGAAGCAAAAAGAGAGUCCGCAAUUGUAAAUUUAGAUUCUGAAGGGGAUGAACUGGAUGACACGGACGGCAAGAAGAUUAUCAAAUACUUUAUCUCAUUCUGCGUAAUUGCCAACGGAAUUUCUCAGCAAGAGUUCAAAGAAAUCGAUAGAAAAACGCGUGGUGCUUGGGUAAAAUCGGACCAGCGGUUACCUUCAGCUGAUCUUCUGAGAUUCGGAUCCAAGAUCCCAGAAGAAUGGAUCGACCCGAAAAAUUCGAUUAUGCUUGAGGUGAAGGCAAGGUCAUUGGACAAUACAGAGUCCAGUAAGAAAAAGUUUGCAGCGGGUUGCACACUUCAUGGUGGAUACUGCAGAAGAAUCAGAGACGACAAGGAUUGGACUGGUUGCUACAGUUUUUCUGAGCUAUGGCAAGAGAGGCUUCAUAAGUCAUCAACUGGGGUCGGCUCAUUUAACAAACAAUACUCCAAAAAAAUGAAAUCAAAGAAACGGAAAAUAGAUCCUUUUUCGGGCCAAGCCGCGAAGAAGCAUGAUGUCUUUGACUCCACCAACAUCUUCAAGGGCUUACAGUUUUACGUUCUGUCAGAUUACAUCGAUGUUAGUCGAAAUGUUCGCAUAACAAAAUCUGAAUUUGAUGACCUGAUAUUACAGAACAGUGGCAAGCUGGUACGAAAUUUGAUCUCCAAGCACCAUAGCGAAAGCCAGUUUCGUAUCAUAAGCGGCAAGUAUACCGCGGAAUGCAGGGCACUCAUCGAAAGAGGCUACGAUAUUCUUAGCCCGCAGUGGAUUUUGGACUGUAUUCGCAAUCGAAUGGUUGUAAAACUGGAACCACGGCAUUGCUUCAAUGUUUCCAGUGAAUUGAUGACUAUCGUUAACGGAAGAGUAGAUGAAUACGGCGAUAGCUUCGUGAACCCGAUUACAGAGCAGCAGCUAGACAAUUUGAUUGAUACGAACAUGAAGCAAACAGAACCGAACUUGAUGAGGGAAGCCAACUCGGAAUUGGAUGUAGUACCAUUAUUCCUAUUCUCCACGAGGGCUGUAUAUAUUCCGCCACAGGUUUUCAACGCAGUAGAUGCGUAUGGCUUGACUUCAAAGUUUAAGCUACAUGGUGGCUCGAUCGCAAGCGACAUACCAAGUUGCAACCUCAUUAUAAUGCCCAACGAAAAUCAACGUCUAGGCACCCAGUCACUGGUAGAGAUGAGGCAGUCAGUGUUGCAAGCCAUGGGUCGUAAUGAUAGUACGCCCAGUAUACCAUACAUUGUAACACCUGAUUGGGUGGAAAAGUCAAUUGAAGAAAACUGUCAAGUUCCAGAGGAGGACUUUACGCCUGUGUAUGCUUGA